Molecule: messenger RNA, 1992 nt
Organism: Naumovozyma castellii
Lineage: Eukaryota; Fungi; Ascomycota; Saccharomycetes; Saccharomycetales; Saccharomycetaceae
Gene: TMN2
Product: Tmn2p
Exons: 1
Coding region: 1-1992 (663 amino acids)
Source: RefSeq, a predicted model, not a curated record
AUGAACUACGUGAUACUCUCGCUGCUGUUCUGUCUAUCCGUAGUAGAGGCAUUCAAUCUACCUGGGUUAGGUCCGGUGACCUACCAAAAGGGCGAUGACAUUCCAUUAUUAGUAAACCACUUAACUCCAUCCAUGCAUUUCCAUCACAAGAAUGAAGAAGGAAAGGAUAUUUCAACGGCUAAGAAAUAUGUGGUUCAUUCCUAUGAUUACUAUUAUGAGAAAUUUCACUUUUGUCAGCCUGUCCAUAUUGAGAAGGCCGGAUCCUCCAUCGGUUCUAUCCUGUUUGGUGAUAGAAUAUAUAAUUCACCUUUCCAAUUAAACAUGCUGGAAAAUAAAACUUGUGUACCCCUUUGUGAAAGUAUAAUUCCUGGGAAGGAUGCUGAAUUUAUAAACAAAUUGAUUAAGAACGGCUAUUACCAAAAUUGGUUUAUCGAUGGACUACCUGCCGCAAGAGAAGUUUAUGAUAAAAGAACCAAAUCAAGUUUUUAUGGGAAUGGUUUUGAAUUGGGGUUAGUCGAAAUUAGACAAACCACUGGUGACAAAUUAUUGCCAGAUUCUGUUCAUGAUAUAAGCGAUUUGGCUAAGAGAGAUGCUAAGAAUCUCGUUCAGAAUUUGAUUAAGGAAGUUGAAGUUCCUUAUUUUGUUAAUCAUUUUGAUAUUGUUAUAGAAUACCAUGAGCGUGGAAAUGGUAAUUAUCGUGUGGUUGGUGCUACUGUGAACCCGGUUUCUAUCGCACGUAAAUCAGCUGGGGACUGUACCCCAACAGGGAAGUCCCUAACGUUGAAUGAAGAGGAGGAUAACAAUGUCCAUUCUACUUAUUCUGUUACAUUUGUCCCCUCAAAAACUUCUUGGGUGACAAGAUGGGAUAAAUACCUGCACGUUUAUGAUCCAAAGAUUCAAUGGUUUUCAUUGAUUAAUUUCUCUCUGAUUGUCAUUCUUCUUUCAGUCAUUUUAAUUAAUUCUUUAUUAAAGGCUUUGAAGAGUGAUUUUGCACGUUAUAACAACAUAAACCUUGACGACGACGUAAAGGAGGAAAGUGGUUGGAAAUUAGUUCAUGGAUAUGUAUUUCGUAUCCCAAAAAACCCAAUGAUAUUAUCAAUACUAGUCGGAUCUGGUUUCCAAUUAUUCCUAGUGAUUGUGUGUACUGUUUUCCUAGCAGCCAUUGAUAUAUUAUCACCAAUCUACAGGGGUGCGUUACCAACAGCAAUGAUCAUAUUAUACAUACUAUUUGGUUUCAUUAGUUCUUAUGUUUCCAUGGGGGUAUAUAAAUUUUUCAAAGGUCCUUAUUGGAAAGUGAACAUGUUGUUAACACCUAUAUUAGUACCAGGUCUCAUUAUUAUUACCUUUUUAGCACUGAACCUAUUUUUGAUGUUCUCAGAAUCAUCUAGUGUUGUCCCAGCAAAGACAAUCAUGACAUUGAUUCUUUUAUGGUUUGCCGUUUCUAUUCCAUUAUCAGUUGCAGGUUCUCUUAUGGCACAAAAGAAAUGCCAUUGGGAUGAACAUCCAACCGUUACAAACCAAAUAGCUAAAGUCAUUCCACCACAGAAAUGGUAUUUGAAAACAAUUCCAGCCUCUCUCAUCGGAGGUUUGUUUUCAUUCGGUUCCAUUUCAGUACAAUUGUAUUUCAUUUACACAAGUUUGUGGUUCAAUAACAUCUUUUACAUGUAUGGAUUUCUAUUGUUUUCGAUCUGUUUAUUCACCAUGACCAUCACUCUAGUCACUAUACUAUUCACAUACCACUCUUUAUGUCAGGAAAAUUGGAAAUGGCAGUGGAGAGGCUUCUUUAUUGGUGGGUUAGGUUGCUCCAUCUAUGUUCUACUCCAUUCAUUAUUCUUUAUAGAAUUGAAAUUAGGUGGCUUUACUAAUAUUCUUCUCUAUAUGGGUUAUUCAUCGGUGGUAACUGCCUUGAUCUUCCUUGUAACGGGAUCGGUUGGUUUCUUAAGUAGCAUGUUCUUCAUCAAAAGAAUAUUCUCAUCAGUGAAAGUGGAUUAG